AUGCGUGCCUUCAUUGUUUUGUGCUUGGUGGCUGUUGCCUGUGCCGAUAAAUUGGGUUAUAACUAUAAACCAGUUGGUCACUCCUCCUCCGGAUUAUCUUUCACUCCUGGUACUGGUGUUGGUACUGCCACCAAUGUAGCUCCCACCUAUACCGGUGGUGUUGGUACUUAUGGAGGUCAACAAGACUACGUUGCUCCCACCUAUACCGGUGGUGUUGGUUCCAGCAGCCCUCCCUCAUUCGUUCCACAAGCUGAACUCGAAAAGGAAUUCUACACUUACACCGCCAACGAUGCCGAUUUCAAUGAACCCGCCAGCUCAGAACAAUUGGCUAACUCCUUGAAGAAGGGUCUCCGUGUCAUUUUCAUCAAGGGACCCGAAAACAGUGGUUUGGAAGAUGCUGCCUUGGCUUUGGCCAAACAAGCUGCCCAACAAGAAACCGCCAUCUAUGUUCUCAACAAACAAGCUGAUCUUUCCGAUUUGGCCAACAAACUUAACACCAUCAACACCGGCAACAACAACAAACCCGAAGUUCACUUUGUCAAGUACCGUACUCCUGAAGAUGCUGCCAACGCUCAACGUGCUAUCCAAGGUCAAUACGAUAGUUUGGGUGGUCCAUCUCACAACAUCAAUGGUGGUGUUGCUCCAGUACUUAACUUUGCGUCGCAGGCUGCCGUUGCCCCUGCUCCUUCUCCUUCUACUCCUGGUUCUAGCUACUUGCCUGCAUCUAUUUUCCGUCAUUAG
Molecule: messenger RNA, 741 nt
Organism: Musca vetustissima
Lineage: Eukaryota; Metazoa; Arthropoda; Insecta; Diptera; Muscidae
Exons: 1
Coding region: 1-741 (246 amino acids)
Source: RefSeq, a predicted model, not a curated record